AUGGCUUAUUUUACUGCUAAUGGAUCUCCACUUCAUGUUACCCACUCUCGUAAUACCAGUGUCCCUGGUCCAUCUGGUAGCUUCUUAGCAUUGAAAGAUGUUUAUCAUAUUCCCAACCUUUAUUUGAAUUUAAUAUAUGUUGGCCUCAAACAAGCUCCCCAUGCGUGGUUUGAGCGUUUUCGGGCUGUCAUUCUUGUAACUGGCUUCACUCAAAAUAAACAUGAUUACUCCAUGUUUAUUCGUACCACAAAGCAUGAAAUUUAUAUUAUUUUAUUAUAUGUUGAUGAUAUUCUUAUAUCUGGCAAUGAUUUCAAUUCCAUUAAGGAUAAGUAUGCACUUGAUCUUGUUUUCGGUGCCCGAUUGAAUGAUGUGAAGGUUGUUGAUAUGCCCAUGGAACUCAAUGUUAAACUUUUUACACAUGUUGGAGAUCCUCUUCUUGAGCCUACGAUGUAUCGCAAACUUGUCGGCUCCCUCAUCUAUCACACUAUGACUCACCUAGAUAUUGCAUAUGUUGUCCAUGUUGUGAGCCAAUUUGUUUCAGAUCCUCGACAACCACAUUUAUCAGCAGUUCAUCAAUUUUUACGCUAUGUUCGAUAUACUUCCAUUCGUGGAUUAUUCUUUGACUCCACAUCCUCUUUAGAUUUUUGUGCAUAUGCAGAUGCAGAUUGGGCAGAUAACCAAAGUGCAAUUAAGAUUGCAUCUAAUCCAGUUUCUCAUGAGCGAACAAAGCAUAUUAAUCUUAAAGGGGGGUAA
Amborella trichopoda is the source of this 753-nucleotide messenger RNA. The record is from RefSeq and is a predicted model, not a curated record. Lineage: Eukaryota; Viridiplantae; Streptophyta; Magnoliopsida; Amborellales; Amborellaceae.